Messenger RNA from Lachancea mirantina, 1359 nucleotides. The record is from the annotation of a GenBank genome assembly. Lineage: Eukaryota; Fungi; Ascomycota; Saccharomycetes; Saccharomycetales; Saccharomycetaceae.
AUGGAUCGCAGUAAUUUAAAAGUCAUAGCUGCGACGGCAGUUUUAACUGCGGUAGGAAUCAAAACUUUCGAUGCUCUCAUGAAUAAUUACAGGAAUUUUGGAAGCUUCUUGCCAAAAAAGUCCAUUUCGGCGAAUGGCAAAUCGCGACGUUUGCCAAACGGCUUCACAGAAGAUGCAGCUGGGUAUGACGAUGAGUUGUUUCGCGAACAAUUGGCUCGAAACUAUGCAUUUUUGGGUGAAGAAGGUAUGAACAAACUGAAAGAGCAAUACAUCGUUGUGGUGGGUGCCGGUGGAGUUGGAUCAUGGGUAGUCACCAUGUUAGUGCGUUCUGGAUGCCACAGAAUUAAGAUUAUUGAUUUUGAUCAAGUCUCGUUAAGUUCUUUGAAUCGACACAGCUGUGCGACGCUGAGAGAUGUUGGAACUCCAAAGGUUGAGUGUUUGAAAACGCAUCUGAAGCAGAUUGCUCCGUGGUGUCAGAUUGAGGCUGUGAAUGAGCUAUGGACGAAGAGCGAGGCGGACAGACUCAUUUUUGGUACAACAAAACAGGAAAACCCCACAUUUGUAAUAGACUGCAUUGACAAUAUAGACACGAAAGUUGAUUUAUUGGAAUUCGUGCAUCGUCACAAUCUGCCAUGCAUUUCUUCCAUGGGGGCCGCAACUAAGAGUGAUCCAACCAGGAUAAAUGUUGGAGACUUGACCACGACGGAAGAAGAUCCGCUCGCGCGUUCAGUGAGAAGGCGGUUGAAACAGCGAGGUAUAACCAAAGGUAUUCCAGUAGUUUUCAGUGCAGAAAAGCCGGAUCCUAGAAAGGCAAAAUUGUUACCUCUACCUGAAGAAGAGUUCCAAAAGGGCAAAGUAGACGAGUUGACUGCGAUCAAAGAUUUCCGCGUAAGAAUCCUUCCAGUUUUAGGAACCAUGCCCGGAAUGUUCGGCUUGACCAUCGCCACCUGGGUACUCACCAAAGUUUCAGGGUAUCCGAUGGAACCUAUUGAGGGUAAAAACAGAAUCAAGAUUUAUGACGGAAUAUAUCAAUCUCUAGCAGGACAGAUGUCUCGUAUAGGCAUGCCAGACCAGCGCGUUCCGAUUGCUUUGAGGGAGAUUGGAUACAUUGUUGAAGAAGUCUUCAGAGGGAAAUCACCUAUUAGUGGGUUCUCUACGAGGCUGACAUUGUCCAAAUGGGACCCAAAGCUUCCCGUUUCUUUGCAAAACGUGGUACUUCUUACAAAGGAGGAACAGAAAGAGCACGAGAAGCGUGUGCUUAACGGGCAUGAAGCCAUAGAAGACGUGUAUUCUGCACAAGUAUUAGCAGAAGUUAAUAAGAGAUUUGAAGAAGAGAAUUAUUAUUCUCAAUUUAGGUGA